AAUAGAUCACACUCAGAUGACAGUAUUGGCAGCAGCACUAAGGACAGAAGGACAGGGGUAAAUCUGAAUGUAGCCUUUAGACUUUUUAUUUGGGAGGGGAAACUAGCAGAAAGUAUGUCAAUGGGUCAAAAAUAUGAAGAAAACAGCCCUAACAUAACAGUUUCCUAAAUUGAGAUUUCCUAGGCAAGACUGCCACCCAAGGGAGGGACAAAAGCAAAGACACACAGCAGAGAGGUAGCAGUAAAGCAAGAUGCACAAUAUAGUAAUUCAGUGCUUGGAGAGGUUACUCUACAAUCUGUGGUUUCUGAAGGACUUCGUGGACUUGAUUAUCGCGGCGGCCUUUUAUUUUUUCGAAGCCGUCGUCCGGCUGCUGGUCCAGCCGCCCAGGAAGGACGUGGAAGGGGAGAUCGUCCUGGUAACGGGAGCCGCCCACGGCGUCGGCAGGCGGAUAGCGGAGGAGAUGGGUCAGCUCGGCGCCACCUUGGUCCUCUGGGACGUCAACUGGGAGGCCCUGGAGAAGACGGCCAAGGAGCUGAGGAGGACUUUGGACGUGCGCGUCUACGCCUACGCUUGCGACUGCAGCAGACGCACGGAGGUCUACAAAGUCGCAGACCUGGUGAAGAGGGAGGUUGGGGACGUGUCCAUUCUUGUGAACAAUGCAGGUGUGGUAACAGGCAAGUACUUUUUCACAGAAGCCCCAGACAACCUGAUCGACAGAACGCUGAGGGUAAAUGUAGCUGCCCAUUUCUGGACCUACAAAGCUUUUCUCCCAGCCAUGGUGUCCCGUAACCAUGGCCACCUUGUGUCCGUGGCCUGCCAUGGAGGGCUUCUUGCCAUGAACGGUUUGGCAGAUUAUUGUGCGAGCAAGUUUGCAGCUGUCGGUUUUGCUGAAUCCAUUGCCUUGGAGCUUCUCGUCCUUAAAAGGGAGGGUGUCAAAACAACCAUUGUGUGCCCUUAUUUAAUAAAUACAACAAUGUUUGGAGGGUGCCAGACAAAAUGGCCUUCAUUUCUGCCAAUAAUAGACCAGACGGAUGCGGCAAAGAGGAUUGUGGAUGCCAUUCUGCGGGAGAAGAUGUACUUACUAUUGCCCUGCAGUUUGUACUUCCUGGUGGCCUUGAAAAGUUUCAUGCCAGCCAAAUUGGGGAUCAUCUUUGUGAACUUCUUCGGAGGGCUGGAUCUGAUGGACCAAUUCAGAGGAACUCCUGCGCCAUUCAUAACCUACAAAAGGCCACAGCGGCAGAGGGACAACAGUGUCACUGGGGAACCGCAAAAUGCUAUAAUAGAAUACAACUAGACUCUACGAGAAUAUGGAUACCACAUAACUUAUUUUUGUUAGAUUUUGUUUCCACCUCCUUAGUUAAUGGUCGCCAGGAGUACAUCUGAAUUGUAUUCUGGAGUACGCCUGAAUUUACAUUUCUUAGGUGUUUCCGAUGGCUCUCAAUAGAAACAAACACUGAGCAUGUGCAGUUAAGAGAGAUGUUCCGCCAUUUAUCUUGUAAAAUUAUGGAGACGCUAUAUCUUGCUUUUAGUAAAAUGUAUAUUGUGCUUUAUUGUAAAAUAAAUGAAAUGUAUCUUUGACGUAUA
This is a messenger RNA of Anguilla anguilla (European eel), 1584 nucleotides long. Its product is annotated as epidermal retinol dehydrogenase 2. Bases 251 to 1294 code for a protein of 347 amino acids. NCBI's taxonomy places the organism in Eukaryota, Metazoa, Chordata, Actinopteri, Anguilliformes, Anguillidae. The record is from RefSeq and is a predicted model, not a curated record. Gene Ontology annotation, molecular function: oxidoreductase activity, acting on the CH-OH group of donors, NAD or NADP as acceptor. Gene Ontology annotation, cellular component: lipid droplet. The transcript has 6 exons.